Messenger RNA from Malania oleifera, 878 nucleotides. RefSeq names its product cysteine proteinase inhibitor-like. The record is from RefSeq and is a predicted model, not a curated record. NCBI's taxonomy places the organism in Eukaryota, Viridiplantae, Streptophyta, Magnoliopsida, Santalales, Ximeniaceae. Bases 48 to 455 code for a protein of 135 amino acids. The transcript is spliced from 3 exons. Gene Ontology annotation, molecular function: cysteine-type endopeptidase inhibitor activity.
GCGCUCAAAAAUAGAUCAAUCUGGAUCGUACACGCAAGCUCAACCGAAUGAAGGACCACGGUGGUCCACGAGCACCUGAUUAUCUCUCAGAAGCUCUCCAUAAAUACCCCAACGCGCAUUUCGAUUUGAGAAGAAGACGAACAGAGGAAAUGGCUACACUCGGAGGAAUUAGAGACGUUCGCGGGGCUGAGAACAGCCAGGAGGUCGACAGUCUUGCUCGCUUCGCCGUCGACGAACACAACACCAAAGAGAACGCCCUUCUCGAAUUUGUGAAGGUGGUGGACACCAAGGAGCAAGUAGUUGCUGGAACCGUGUAUUACAUUACCCUGGAAGCUAAAGAAGGUGGAAAAAAGAAAAUUUACGAAGCGAAGAUCUGGGUGAAACAAUGGAUGAACUUCAAGGAAUUGCAGGCAUUCAAGUCUCUCGGAGAUUCCCCUUCAGAACCUAGUUCUUAACUAGCUAGCUAGAUGACGAUUAAGCACAACCAUGAUGGUAUGCAGAUUGAUCAGCUGCCUCUGGAAUAAAAGGGAUGUGAAAGAUGGAUGAACAUUCUGUGAAAAUGAAGCAGCUGUAGUUUAACUGUUUUUGCAUAUGGUUUGGAAUUGCGUCAGCUUGGGUGACCCAUUAGAUGGUCUUUAACUUCGAUGAACUUUUAUUUUAAUUUGCAGUUUUUGUUGUAUACAUUACAUUAAAUGUAUUCUGGCUGAAGUUAUUAUUGUCAAUAAUAUCUUUUUUAAGAGAACGUUGUGUAGACAUGGAAAGCAACAUACAUUGGUGUCAUUUUAUGAACAAGAAGUGUGAAUCUUGUAUAUUCCAUUGUUGAUGUUUGGUUUCAUGGAUAUAUUUAAUAACAGAAGUUUUGGGUUUGAACAAGCAAA